Molecule: messenger RNA, 1143 nt
Organism: Schistocerca serialis cubense
Lineage: Eukaryota; Metazoa; Arthropoda; Insecta; Orthoptera; Acrididae
Product: piggyBac transposable element-derived protein 4-like
Exons: 5
Coding region: 1-1143 (380 amino acids)
Source: RefSeq, a predicted model, not a curated record
AUGACGGACGAGUCCACAGAUAUCGGAACUGUGAAAAAUUCCUGCGUGGCGAUUCGCUUUUAUGACAAAGAUUCAGGUUGUAUUGAAAGCUGUUGUUUGAAAAUGAAAAUGUCAAGAAGAGGCUUACGAGAUGAAGAAAUCGAACGAUUAUUGUGUGAAAUUCCAUCAGACGAGGAUUCCACUGUUGACACCACAGAUGACGAAUCUGAUUAUGAAGCAAGCAUUGUUGCGGAGGCUAUUGUGUCGUCUGAAGGCGAAGUUUCAGAGAGCGAGGAAGAAAGUGAGUCCACUCCGCCAAAACGCGCUGCUGACACAGCGCCAACUUGGGGACAACAAUUCAAUGCUACCUCAGGAAUGCAGUUCGACAGUGAAUCAGGACCAAGUGCUUUUAUUAGGGACAUUGAUGAUCCAGAACCUAUCGAUAUAUUCGAAAAAAUAUUUCCAAAAGAGCUAGUUGAGCUAAUCGUUUUCCAAACAAAUUUAUAUGCGACGCAAUCUGGCAAGUCUUUCACUCCAACAACUGACAAUGAAAUACGAACUUUCCUGGGAAUCAACAUUUUGAUGGGUAUAAAGCGUAUGCCAGCAUACAGAGACUACUGGUCUAGUGCCCCAGAACUUCAUGAUCGUUAUAUUGCAUCUCUGAUGGCAGUAAAUCGGUUUGGAUGGUUACUGAGGAACAUUCAUCUGAAUGAUAACACAUUGCAUCCAGAAAAAGGACACCCAGGUUAUGACAAACUGUACAAGCUGCGACCAGUGAUCAAGAUACUAUCUGAAUCUUUUUCCAAGUGUUACCAACCCAGCAAACACCUAGCAAUUGAUGAGUCAAUGAUCAAAUUCAAAGGCCGCAACAGUAUGAAACAAUACAUGAGAGAUAAACCCAUAAAGCGUGGUUACAAAGUGUGGAUGCUGUGUGACAAGACCUCUUACAACUUGAAAUUUGAUAUUUACACCGGAAAAGUAGGUGACACAGUGCAAACAGGCCUUGGGGAGCAUGUAGUGCUGAGAGACCCAGUACUUGCAAAGCCGCCAUUAUUGGCGGACAAAACAAGAGCAGCCGUUUCUGAAAAGUACAGGGCGAAUGCAGCUGCCCUCAGAAAUGCCAUCGCUACUGCACCAGUAACACCUAAGCCCAACCAGGAGUAG